AUGGAAGAGGGCCCUUCGCUCGAGCUGUGCAUCGCGGUGUGGGCGGAGGUUGGCCUGUCGGCUGAGCGGCACGCGACCCUCGACAACCAGGCCAUCUCCAUCUCCGACAACCGGCAAGACUCGGCCGUCGGCCGCGAGGCGCUCAAGGACGUCAUCAAGGACUUUCGCGACACCCCGGCCGAGGAGCGGCCGCGCCGGAUCGGCGUGCUGAUCAAGGCCUUCCAGGCAGAGGUGGACGCACUCACGCGGCGGCAGGCCUUCGCCGAGGACGCCUUUCUCAACCUCUACCGCCCGCUCGCCGACGCGCCCGACCCGCAUGCCUCUCUGCUGGCCGCGGCGGCGGAGAUCGGACGGCUGCGUCCCGAGGCUGCUGCUGCGGCGGCGGCGGCCGAGGGGCUCCGUCGCGAGCUGGCGCACAUCGACGCGACGGGAGGAGGUGACGGCGAGAAUGAGUGA
Molecule: messenger RNA, 456 nt
Organism: Emiliania huxleyi CCMP1516
Lineage: Eukaryota; Haptophyta; Isochrysidales; Noelaerhabdaceae
Exons: 1
Coding region: 1-456 (151 amino acids)
Source: RefSeq, a predicted model, not a curated record